Podospora pseudocomata is the source of this 1229-nucleotide messenger RNA. RefSeq lists its product as uncharacterized. The record is from RefSeq and is a predicted model, not a curated record. Bases 621 to 1229 code for a protein of 202 amino acids. Lineage: Eukaryota; Fungi; Ascomycota; Sordariomycetes; Sordariales; Podosporaceae. The transcript has 3 exons.
GCCUCAAACGGUCUGCGACAAGUCGUCUCUCCUGCUUUACUGGCAACCUGAAAUAUUUUUAUUCUGAGCUGGAUGUAUUGGUUCCUUCUCACCUCAUGACCCUACGCCACACCUGCUCUAGGAGUUCAGGCUCCGGGUGUACAGUCUCGGCCACGAAGGGUCACUUCAUCAAGAAGUCGGAGAGAGAGCUUAAGCUUGGCGGCCAGUCACAGCUGGUCAAGCUCAAGGGUCGGGCAGUCAAGGUUAUCUCGGCGGCACAGCUGGUUGAACAGUGCGUCAUUGGGCAGCCACACAGGGUUGACUUGUAUUCAUGCCUGUCCCUUCAGCAUUUGCGAUUCGUUGUUGGCUCGAAUUCAUCAUCUUCAUGGAUGGAAACAUCCCACUCCUGGUGCCCCGCUACGGGCAGGGGCCUUCUCUCACAUGUCUGUUCGUCCACACAGUCAACUGCUAUGAACUGAGGAGGAUUCGGAUGAGAGAAAACAAAACAUCAGCAAAAAAGUUCGGAUGCCAUGCCAAGUUAUGUAUCUUCUACAUGAUCGGCCGAAAACCCGCCGCAAACCCCCCUGUUCAAUCCCCACUGCACCGUUGAGACAGAACGGGCAAUUACACGAUCAUGAUGGAUGGCCCCCGCUUUCUGGGCAGCAGCACAGCUAGCUACCUACACCAUCAAAUACUUUGAAUCCCUUUCGAUACUCACAUGGGAUAGAGCCCAGAAAAAGGUCGUAUUUCUAUCUUCUCGAAUUGUUCGAGGAGUGGAGAGACGGUUGAUGCCGGCCAACACAAGCCGCGCAGCCGCAGAAGGUCAGCACAUCAGCCUGAUCCCCAAACGGGCAGCUGGCCGCUGCCCGAAAGGCGCCCUGGCUAGCAGAGCGGCUAGGGUUCGGUGCAGUGAAGCGUUUGCCCCGUACUUUUUUGCUCUUAUGGAGGUGGAUCCCGGACCUGGUGUUGAUGGAGGUGUUUCGUUCGCCCAGGGCUGUCCCCAGUCGCUUGUGCAGACAGCCAAUCCUCGCGCUCGCCAGCACAUCAACCUCGACGAGCCCCGACAUCUUCUCUCUCUCUCGCUGCCGCCUCCCCACCCCCAGUCACUUACCAGUGUCCAGUUGCCCAGUUAUGGACGAUGGAUCUCGAUGAUCAUUGAAUUCCGCACAGCCAGUCGCGGACGGAGCGUUUGCAUGCACGCCGUCCACGACGUAACCUUACGGACCUCCACCACUGGCCAAACGACCUGA